AGCAGCAAUCGGCGAACAAUUAUCGAUACUUUCAGUGGCCCAUCCCUAGCAGAUUCCAAUAGAAAUAAAAAAUAAAUAAAUAAACCCCCGCAACAUGUCUAUAAUAUUAAGGCUAAACUUGCGUUCAUCGUUGAUGCUACAGGUGCGUUUCAACUCUAAGGAUGCAGCCAGCGCCAAAACAAUACCCAAGAACCUCCUGGAGGAUAAGCAAACCGCCGUUUUGCAGAAGGAGAAUGGGGCCAUCUUCGACAAGCGACCAUUCAAAAUAAGCCUGGACAAAGACAAAACCUACAGCUGGUGCCUGUGCGGCAAAUCCAAAUCUCAGCCCCUGUGCGAUGGCAUGCACAAGAAUGAGUUCCUGAAGAUAAAGCAGAGACCCAUUCGCUUCAAAGUGGAGAAAACCGGCGACUACUGGCUCUGCAACUGCAAGCAGACCUCCCACAGACCCUUCUGCGACGGCACUCAUAAGCAACCGCACAUCCAGACAGCCGUCAAAUAGUUUAAGGAUAAUGUGAUAAGCUCGUUUGCUAUUCGAUUCUGUAAAAAUGAAAAAUGCGUUAAUUUUGAAUCAA
This is a messenger RNA of Drosophila kikkawai, 572 nucleotides long. Its product is annotated as CDGSH iron-sulfur domain-containing protein 3, mitochondrial. The record is from RefSeq and is a predicted model, not a curated record. Gene Ontology annotation, molecular function: 2 iron, 2 sulfur cluster binding. NCBI's taxonomy places the organism in Eukaryota, Metazoa, Arthropoda, Insecta, Diptera, Drosophilidae. Gene Ontology annotation, cellular component: mitochondrion.